This is a messenger RNA of Apiotrichum porosum, 195 nucleotides long. RefSeq lists its product as uncharacterized. The record is from RefSeq and is a predicted model, not a curated record. Lineage: Eukaryota; Fungi; Basidiomycota; Tremellomycetes; Trichosporonales; Trichosporonaceae. The transcript is spliced from 6 exons. Bases 1 to 195 code for a protein of 64 amino acids.
AUGACUCGUGGCGACCAGCGUGAGCGCGACCGUCAGAAGAACCUCGACAAACUGGCGGCUGCUGGCAAGAAGCAGACCGGCAACCCCCAGCAGCGCCGCGAGGCCGACGCCAAGGCUCUUCAGGAGAAGAUUGCUGCCAAGAAGGCAGCUGCCGAGGGCGGAGGUGACGCCAGCGCCAAGGGCAAGAAGAAGUAA